Vicia villosa (hairy vetch) is the source of this 1017-nucleotide messenger RNA. RefSeq lists its product as uncharacterized. The coding region runs from base 1 to 1017 and encodes 338 amino acids. The transcript has 3 exons. Lineage: Eukaryota; Viridiplantae; Streptophyta; Magnoliopsida; Fabales; Fabaceae. The record is from RefSeq and is a predicted model, not a curated record.
AUGGUGAUUUUUAAAGAAGCAAUGCCAUGCAAUGAUCAAUGGUAUUUGGACUCUGGAUGUUCUACUCAUAUGAUGGGAAGGAAAUAUUGGAUUGUCACAAUAAAUCAUGUUGUGAAAAACAAAGUGAAGUUGGCGGAUAAGACCAUUAUAGCGGCGAAAGAUACCGAUGAUGUAUCAAUCGAGAGAAGGGAUGAUACAAGUUCUUUGAUAAAGAAUGUGUUGUACAUUCUCGGAAUCAAGGGGUAUCACUCUACUAGUGGUUAUAAGUUGUAUGAUACGGAAAACAGAAUGAUUGUGAUUAGCCAAGACGUCAUUUUCAACAAAAUCAAGCAAUUGCAGCAACCGGUUACCAGCAAGCUGGUAACUGGUUACAAUAGUGAAAAAUCAAUUUAUGUAAAGUUGGAAAGUGCAGAACUAGCACUUGUUGAAGCCCGAAUUGACAAAAAAGUGAGAAGAUCAGCAAGGCAAAGAGGUUUGCCUCAAAGAUUAACAAAACUUAGGUGGGAGUUGGUUGAUAUACCGGAAGGAAAGAAGCAAAGGCAUAUGCUUGAGAAUUUUAAGAAGUUUGAAGUGGAGCAUUGUAAUGCUGCCGUUACGUCGGCUGAACCGAUGCUGCAAUUGUCGAAGAAUGAGGAUGAGCAAGAUGUUAAUCCAACUCAGUAUAGGAGGCUGAUUGGAUCCUUGCGUUACUCGUGCAAUACGCGGCUGGAUUUUGUGAGUAGAUUCAUAGAGAGAUCGAAAGUGUCUCACUUGGCAGCAGUCAAGAGGAUUCUAAGAUACGUAAAAGGAUCUAUUAGUUGCGGAAUUCUCUUUCCCGCAAUGGACACAUGCAGAAAAUGCAAUGUGUUCGAUUUUACCAAUUCUAAUUGGUGCGGAGAUAAAGAUGUUAGAAAAUCUACAGUUGGAUACAUCUUUAUGUUCAGUGAAACACCAAUCUCGUGGUGUUUAAAGAAGAAACCUGUAAUAACACUCUUUACUUGUGAGGACGAGUACAUUACCGUUUCGUUAUGUGUGUGA